Molecule: messenger RNA, 642 nt
Organism: Geodia barretti
Lineage: Eukaryota; Metazoa; Porifera; Demospongiae; Tetractinellida; Geodiidae
Source: the annotation of a GenBank genome assembly
CCACGCAUGCGCAAUAAAUGCACGCUGCUGACCUGCUCUUCGCUGCUGUUUUGGCUUUCAGUUUAUUGUCGAAAUGCGGCCAAGUAUAGGUCCAAAGCAAACAGAGAGUGCGUCUCCUUCUGGUGAUAACCACGACACAUGCAAAGAAGGUGGGAAAGGGAGAAACAACUGGGCAGAUGUUGCCAUGCUAGCAAUAAACAAUCACCUCCAGUGGUUCAGGAUGUUGCCGUGGGUGAUGGGCGGUGUGGGCAUGCUCCUGAUUGCCAAGUACAGUGGAAUGUUCACUCGCUAUCGUAGCGCAUCGGAUGUUCCUGCCCGCUCUCAUCUCUAGAGGGGUGACUCUGAGGGGCGUGGCAGUGGGGGUGUGGCCAGACGGUACGUCUAGACGUCUGGCACACCCCACCUGCCAGACGAUGGCUGCGGUGGAACCACACCCCUCCUGACGCCCUGUUCCAACAGUAUGAACUCUGGCCUGUACGACUAGCACCGCAUCAUGCGACCUCACAACCCGCACAGCUGACUCUGUGGUACCUGAUCUCUCUCAUCUCUCUUCUGAUCGACUCAUUGCCCUUCAUCUCCGUCCUCUAUUCAUCUCUCCACCUACUGCACAACUCUCUUCACUGGAUCUAUACCUACAGAAUG